AUGGCUUCUCCCCACUCCAGCAACUCAAACCCGUUCGCCGGACCUGAGCCCGACGCCACCGCCGUUCGCGAUCUCGACAUCCACACCCGCGUCCCCAUCAAGCUCGACCAAUCCAACUUCUCGUACUACGCCUGGAAGACCUACUUCAACCUUGUCUUCCGCGAGUACCAUCUCCUCGAGCACAUCGACGGGUCUGUUGAUGGCGACAUCAUGGCGGGCGAUCCGGACAGGGCGGCCAUUGAGGCCUCUCUCAUCCGUUGGUUCUACCUCACCGUCUCGCCGGACAUCUUCCACACAGUCGUCUCGGAGAACGACGACGCGUGUGCCGUAUGGACCAAGAUCAACGCCCUCUUCACCGACAAUAAACUCCAACAUCUUGUGUUUUUGCAGCAGGAAUUUUUCGGGUGCCAUCAAGAUGACUCCUUCAUCGAUGACUACUGCAUGCGCCUCAAGCGGCUCGCUGACGAGCUCCGUGACAACGGCGCCAAGGUGUCCGACAACCUCAUGCUAAGCACCCUCACCGCCGGCCUCAAUGAGGAUUUCGGCAACGCGGCCUCGAACCUCACCCUGCUGCCGAAACCGGCUUUUCACUCCGUCGUCGCGUAUUUAUGCUUGGAGGAACGCCGGAUGAAGAAAGUCAAGGCUCGCGUCCACCACACCGCCCUCGCCACUGGGACUUCUCGCGGGGCGCCUCCGUUGGCCCCGCCUCACCCGCGCCCGCACGUGCCACCGGGGUACUUCCCCCUCCCGUCGGCCCCGCCCGCGCCACCCGCCCCAUCGCAUCAGCCACAGCAGCAGGGCGGUGGCCGCCGCAACCAGCGUCGCGGAGGCGGCCGCUCCGGUCCACCACAGCAGCAGUAG
Messenger RNA from Aegilops tauschii subsp. strangulata, 861 nucleotides. NCBI's taxonomy places the organism in Eukaryota, Viridiplantae, Streptophyta, Magnoliopsida, Poales, Poaceae. The record is from RefSeq and is a predicted model, not a curated record.